AAUCAUGGACAGAAUUUCGUAUGAGCAGGAAAGAAUAAUAUUAUGGCAGACAUAUAACCACUAAAUGAGUACCUUUAUGUAUUUAAAUUAUUUUUGUUUAAGAAAGUUUGAUUAUUUUGUUAAAUUAUUACGAAUAAUGUCGGGAAUAUAAUGAUCUAAGUAAUUAAAUAAUUAUGGCAACUACAGAAAUAAUAUUUCCUAAGGAAGAGCAAACAGCUAAACUGUUGAAAUGGAGAGUUCGUAUGAAUACAACGGUAUCAGCCGGUAGAGUAUUGUUUUUUUACCGAAACAUAACGUCGGACAAUGAUGAAAGUAAAAAUUCUGAAAAGAAGUUUCGAGCUAUGCGAUAUGGCCGUAUUAUAAAAUUAUUAUCUAAAGAAGGUGACAUCAUAAAACCUGGGGAAGCGAUAUUGAUGCUUGAAGGAUGCAAACAUCCUACUGUCAUGAAGGAUUUGUGUGCAGAAUGUGGUGUAGAUUUAAGAAUAGAAGGAAAUGGAAAAGAUGGAGGAAACGUAAUUUCUCAAGCUGUUGUACCAAUGAUACACAGUGUACCUGAACUUAAAGUAUGCCCAGAAUUAGCUGAAAAAAUAGGAAAAGAAGAUGUACAAAGACUUUUACGUGAUCGUAAAUUGGCGUUACUUGUGGAUCUUGAUCAAACUAUCGUUCACACAACCAACGAUAAUGUGCCGCCUAAUAUGAAGGAUGUGUAUCAUUAUCAACUUUAUGGACCAAAUUCUCCAUGGUAUCAUACACGCUUAAGACCAAACACUCGACAUUUUCUCUUAGAAAUGAGUCAUCUAUACGAAUUACAUAUCUGUACAUUUGGUGCAAGAAAUUAUGCACAUACUGUAGCAUCUUUAUUAGAUAAAGAUGGUACUUUGUUUUCUCACAGAAUACUUUCAAGAGAUGAAUGUUUUGAUCCAGCAUCCAAAACAGCUAAUUUAAAGGCUUUAUUUCCUUGCGGAGACGAUAUGGUAUGCAUCAUAGAUGACAGAGAGGAUGUAUGGCAAGGAUGUGGCAACUUAGUACAAGUUAAACCUUAUCACUUUUUUCCUCAUACCGGUGAUAUACAUGCUCCACCUGGUUUAGAAAAAAAUGAUCCCACUACACCCAUAUCGACUGCUGUAAAAGACAUACAAAGUAAAAAUACUAAUAACGGUAUAUUGGACUCGACCGAUAAAAAUGUAUUAAAUAAUGAUGCUAAAGAAAAUAUAAUAGGAGAAUUUGAAAGUGUUACUGUAUCAGAAGAAGCAAAAUGUAUUGAUGAUGAUAAAAGAAAUGUAGAAGAUACAGGUAAAAAAGGAGAAAAAGGAACUAAAGAAGAUAAAAGAAAUAACGAUGAUAAAGGUGAUGAAGAUGAUAAAGAUGAUAAAGAUGAUAAAAAUGAUCAAGGAGAUAAAGAAGAUAAAAAUGAUGAAGGAGUUAAGGAAAAAAAUAUUGAGAUACAAUCAAAUGAUAUGGAAAAAAAAUCAGAAAAUGAUACUGAGCAAGUUCAAAAAUUAAAUAGAGAUAAUUCAAAGGAAGAUAAGAAUCUAGAAACAGAGAAGAAAGAGAAAUGCAAUGAAAAUAAAUUUAUAGAUGAGGAUGAAGAUGAUUAUUUAUUGUAUUUAGAAGAUAUUCUUCGAAAAAUACAUGCUGAGUUUUACAACAAUAUAGAAAAGGAAAUUAGACAAAAAUCAUUAAGAGUUAUCAUACCUCGUGUAAGAGCACAAGUAUUAAAAGAUAUUUGUUUGACUUUCAGCGGAUUGAUACCUACUCAUCAAAAACUUAAUCAAAGUCGUGCUUAUAAAGUUGCAAGAGCAUUUGGAGCGGAAGUUACACAAGAUUUGAUGGAAAAUACUACACAUUUAGUUGCUAUUAGACCGGGAACUGCAAAAGUAAAUGCUGCCAAAAAACGAGGUGAUAUAAAAAUCGUAAAUCCAGAUUGGCUCUGGGCAUGUGCAGAACGUUGGGAAUAUGUUGAUGAACGCCUUUUUCCUCUUACUACAAAGGCGCGUGCAUCUAGAAUACCGCCUGCUCACUGUAGCAGUCCAGAACAUAUAGAAGAACAAAAGGACGAAUUAAAAGAUAAAUUUGCCGAUAGUAUAAAUCCCUUAAUGUCAUUUACACAAGAAGAAAUAGAAAUAAUGGAUAAGGAAGUAGAAGAAGAUAUGGAAGAUCAGGAUAUAGAGACUUCUGUUUUUGAUAUAGAUGAUAAUAUUAAUGAAUGUAAUAAAAGAACACACGCAAGAAAUUCCAAUUCAGAAGGAUUAUCAUAUGAUUUUGAGUGCAAAUCGUUUAAAAAAAGGAGAUUAUGCAAUCGAAGUUUCGAUAAUGACGGAGACGAUGACGACGACGACGAUGAUGAUGACAAUGAUGAGAAUGAAGACGAAGAAGACGAUGACGCCAACGAUGGUGACGACAAUGACGAUGGUGAUGACGAUGACGAUGACGUUGACGACGACGACGACGACGACGACGACGACGACGACGAAAAUGAUCUUACAAUACGUUUUAGAAGAGGGAAAGAUUUACCAGAUGAUUUAGAUUUUGGUGAUAAUUCUCAAGAUUCUGUAGAUCUUGAAUCAAUUGAAAACGAAGAUGAUAGAGAAUGGAAUGCUAUGGGAGCCGCGCUUGAAAGAGAAUUUCUUUCAGAAUAACGUAAUACAAAAGUAAUAACACUGUUUAAUUGAAUUUGUUAUAUUAU
Polistes canadensis is the source of this 2686-nucleotide messenger RNA. It is a transcript of the gene Fcp1, whose product is annotated as RNA polymerase II subunit A C-terminal domain phosphatase. The record is from RefSeq and is a predicted model, not a curated record. Bases 174 to 2639 code for a protein of 821 amino acids. Gene Ontology annotation, cellular component: nucleus. Gene Ontology annotation, molecular function: RNA polymerase II CTD heptapeptide repeat phosphatase activity. The transcript is spliced from 7 exons. NCBI's taxonomy places the organism in Eukaryota, Metazoa, Arthropoda, Insecta, Hymenoptera, Vespidae.